UUGGUUUGGCCUGCACACAUGUGCGCUGGAACAAACAUCAGUUGAAUAACAUUUUAGUUGGCCAAAACACAAAAAUCAAGGAUCAACAAGAUGUCAGUCCGAGCGAUGGGAGUGCUGGGCCAGGCGUGCCGCUUCAGCCGCUUUGCCCAAGUGCUGCGGCAGAGCCACCGAUCCGCCCCAGCAGCUCUUAAUCUCGCCCUGGGAUCCCAGCGAUCGCCAGCCGCCCUUCCUCUGCGUCGCUUCUCCACGGAGGCGAAAAAGGCCUCGGAUUCGGUGGUGGACAAGCACGAGUUCCAGGCGGAGACCCGCCAGUUACUGGAUAUCGUGGCCCGUUCUCUCUAUUCCGACCACGAAGUCUUCGUGCGCGAACUCAUCUCCAAUGCCAGCGAUGCGCUGGAGAAAUUCCGCUACACCUCGCUGAGCGCUGGGGGCGAGAAUCUGGCCGGCAAGGAUCGUCCACUGGAGAUUCGCAUCACCACCGACAAGCCACUGAUGCAGCUGAUCAUCCAGGACACGGGCAUCGGCAUGACCAAGGAGGAGCUGGUCAGCAACCUGGGCACCAUCGCGCGCAGCGGCUCCAAGCAGUUCCUGGAGCAGAUGAAGGGCAACCAACAGGCAGCCACCUCGGAGGCCUCCUCCAACAUCAUCGGUCAGUUCGGCGUGGGUUUCUACUCGUCCUUCAUCGUGGCCAACAAGGUGGAAGUGUUCACAAGGGCGGCCACGCCCAAUGCCCCCGGACUGAAAUGGUCAACCGAUGGCAGUGGCUCCUAUGAGAUCGAAGAGGUGCCAGAUGUUGAGCUGGGCACGCGGAUCGUGCUGCAUUUGAAGACCGAGUGUCGCGAGUACGCUGACGAGGAGCGGAUCCAGGCUGUCAUUAAGAAGUACAGCAACUUCGUGGGAUCGCCCAUCUUGCUGAACGGAAAGCAGGCCAACGAGAUUAAGCCUCUGUGGCUGCUUGAGCCGCAAAGCAUCAGCAAGGAGCAGCACCACGACUUCUACCGCUUCAUCAGCAACAGCUUUGAUGUGCCGCGCUUCACGCUGCACUACAAUGCCGAUGUGCCAUUGAGCAUCCACGCGCUACUCUAUUUCCCCGAGGGAAAGCCGGGCAUGUUCGAGAUGUCCCGGGACGGAAACACCGGCGUUGCUUUGUACACGCGCAAAGUGCUCAUCCAAUCCAAGACAGAGCACCUGCUGCCCAAGUGGUUGCGCUUCGUGAAGGGCGUCGUCGACUCUGAGGACAUUCCACUCAACUUGAGCCGCGAGCUGCUGCAGAACAGCAGCCUGAUCCGCAAACUGUCUAGCGUGAUCUCCACUCGUGUGAUCCGUUUCCUGCAGGAGCGCUCAAAGAAGCAGCCAGAGGAGUACGAGGCCUUCUACCGCGACUACGGACUUUUCCUGAAGGAAGGCAUUGUAACAUCCAGCGAUGCGAACGAGAAAGAGGAAAUUGCCAAACUGCUGCGAUUUGAGUCUUCCAAGUCGGAGACCUCAAGUGGUCGGAUGUCCCUGGAGGAGUACUACAACAGCGUUCCCGCAGAACAGCAGAACAUCUACUACUUGGCAGCGCCAAACCGCGUUCUUGCGGAGUCCUCGCCCUACUACGAGAGCCUGAAGAAGCGAAACGAGCUGGUGCUCUUCUGCUAUGAACCCUACGAUGAGCUGGUGCUUAUGCAGCUGGGCAAGUUUAAGAGCAAGAACCUCGUAUCCGUGGAGAAGGAGAUGCGCGAAGAGUCCAAGGAGACAUCGGCGGCUACCGACUUUGGUGAGGGCAGUCUGCCGCGUUCGGAGUUGGACGCUCUGAUUCCCUGGCUUGAGGAGGAGCUUAAGGGCCAGGUGAUCAAGGUAAAAGCCACCUCCCGCCUGGACACCCACCCCUGUGUCAUCACCGUGGAAGAGAUGGCCGCCGCUCGCCACUUUAUCCGCACCCAAAGCCACCAGGUGCCCGAGCAGAAUCGAUUUGCCCUUCUUCAGCCAGAACUGGAGAUCAACCCGAAGCACACCAUCAUCAAGAAGCUGAACAAGCUGCGCGAGAGCGACAAGGAGCUGGCCCAACUGAUCGCCAAGCAGCUCUUCGCCAACGCCAUGGUGGGCGCCGGUCUGGCGGAGGAUCCCCGCAUGCUGCUAACCAACAUGAACACGCUGCUUUCGAAGGCUCUGGAUAAAUACUAGGAUGGGGUUUUAAAAGCUCUGUGUAAAUCUACUAACUAUGUAAUAAUAAUUUGCUUAAUUACUUUAA
Messenger RNA from Drosophila subpulchrella, 2233 nucleotides. It is a transcript of the gene Trap1, whose product is annotated as heat shock protein 75 kDa, mitochondrial. The transcript is spliced from 3 exons. Bases 91 to 2166 code for a protein of 691 amino acids. Gene Ontology annotation, biological process: protein folding. Lineage: Eukaryota; Metazoa; Arthropoda; Insecta; Diptera; Drosophilidae. The record is from RefSeq and is a predicted model, not a curated record. Gene Ontology annotation, cellular component: mitochondrial inner membrane. Gene Ontology annotation, molecular function: ATP hydrolysis activity; ATP binding; ATP-dependent protein folding chaperone.